UUUUUGACUUUUUGAAGUGAUUAUUUUUCCUAUUUUCUGUUGUUUUGUAUUUAGGAGAAAUAGCAUUUAAUUUUUUAAAUAAAUUAUUCAUUUAUUCACACUUUACAAAUGUCUUUAAAAACCAUUCUAUCCACUAAAGUUAUUUCUAGAAACCUAGUUUCUUCUCCAAUUUUUAGAACAAUGAGUUCCAAAAUAAUACCCACAUCAAGUACUGAAAAUAAUUUCAAAUCUCUAUCGAUUGCUGUUCCUAAACCAUUUGUGUAUCAUGUCCAAUUAAAUCGCCCGGACAAGUAUAAUGCUAUCAAUAAGCAGAUGUGGGUGGACAUCAAGGAUUGCUUUGAAUCAUUGAGUAUCAAUCCCGAUUGUCGUGCUAUAGUCAUUUCGGCCGAGGGUAAACACUUCACUGCGGGUAUUGAUUUAAAUGACAUGAUGAAAUUAGCUCAAGAACUUUCUGAAAUUGACGAAGUCUCACGCAAAGGAUGUGCCUUGGAGAAGCUUAUCAAAUUAUAUCAGGAUUCCAUAUCUUCUCUGGAAGUCUGCAAUAAACCUGUGAUUAGUGCUGUACAUUCGGCCUGCAUUGGUGCUGGAGUUGAUCUCAUUACAGCCUCCGACAUUCGUUAUUGCACAAAAGACGCAUUAUUUCAGGUGAAAGAAGUCGAAAUCGGAAUGGCUGCUGAUGUGGGUACAUUACAGCGUUUCCCAAAAGUCAUCAACAGUCAGAGUCUAGCCAGAGAACUUUGUCUAACUGGUAGAAAGUUUCUUUCAGAUGAAGCUAAAAGCUGUGGUCUAGUAAGCCAAGUUUUUGAUAAUAAAGAUGCAAUGAUUACAUCUGCUCUAGCAUUAGCUGAAGAUUUAGCCAGCAAGAGUCCUAUUGCUGUUCAGGCAACAAAAAAGAACAUCAUUUACUCUUUCGAUCGUCCUAACCAAGAAGGCUUGGAUCAGAUUCGUGAAAUGAACAAGCUUUACUUGCAAAGUGAAGACUUUGUCAAUGCAACAAUGGCUCAGCUAACUAAAGGAGAAAAACCAAUAUUUUCUAAGUUAUAAAUUAAUCUCCAUAAUUGUUAUGAACAAAUUUACUAAAUUGGGCUAAGAACAAUAAAGUGGCAUUUUCUAUUUUUUA
This is a messenger RNA of Eupeodes corollae, 1120 nucleotides long. RefSeq names its product delta(3,5)-Delta(2,4)-dienoyl-CoA isomerase, mitochondrial. The transcript has 7 exons. NCBI's taxonomy places the organism in Eukaryota, Metazoa, Arthropoda, Insecta, Diptera, Syrphidae. The coding region runs from base 109 to 1044 and encodes 311 amino acids. Gene Ontology annotation, cellular component: mitochondrion. The record is from RefSeq and is a predicted model, not a curated record. Gene Ontology annotation, molecular function: delta(3,5)-delta(2,4)-dienoyl-CoA isomerase activity.